AUGGCUGGCCCGUCGGGAAAUACAACGCAGCGACUGAUUCGCGAAUUGAAAGAGUACCACAAGACACCGAACGAGUCGCUUCUCCAUCUUGGUCCCGUCGAUGAGGAAGACCUAUUACAUUGGGAGGCGGUGUUGAAAGGUGUAAACGGAACACCGUACGAAGGCGGCCUUUGGCAUCUUCGCAUCGCAAUCCCCCCAAACUACCCCCUCGCACCACCCACCAUCCACUUCACGACCAAGAUCUCCCACCCCAACAUCUCCUUCACCAAUGGCGAAAUCUGCCUUACUCUCCUGACGACUGAACACUGGAGUCCUGUUUACACGCUUUCAACCACGUUGACUGCUAUCCAGCAGCUGCUGACGGAUCCGCAGCCUGACUCCCCGCUCAAUGUUGAUGUUGCAGCUCUCUUGCGCGAUGGCGAUCUUGCAGCUUGGGAGAGUGUAGUUCGAUACUGGACUGCGGAGGAGCGGUGGAAGGGUGGGCGAUGA
Messenger RNA from Penicillium salamii, 489 nucleotides. The record is from the annotation of a GenBank genome assembly. Lineage: Eukaryota; Fungi; Ascomycota; Eurotiomycetes; Eurotiales; Aspergillaceae.